Molecule: messenger RNA, 1033 nt
Organism: Phragmites australis (common reed)
Lineage: Eukaryota; Viridiplantae; Streptophyta; Magnoliopsida; Poales; Poaceae
Product: cysteine proteinase inhibitor 12-like
Exons: 4
Coding region: 65-784 (239 amino acids)
Molecular function (GO): cysteine-type endopeptidase inhibitor activity
Source: RefSeq, a predicted model, not a curated record
CGAGAGCGGAACCCCUCAACGAAGCAAGCAAAGCAAACCGCAAGGGCUAGUACUCCAGUGGAGCAUGCGCGUUGCCGCGACGCGACUCGCCGCCGCUUCGUUUCCCCUCCUACUCCUACUCAUCCUGCCCCUCGCGAUCGGAGCAGCCAUGGCCGGCCACGUCCUCGGCGCAGCGUGCGAGAACCCCGCCGCCGCCGCCGCCAACAGCGCCGAGGCCGACGGGAUCGCCCGCUUCGCCGUCGACGAGCACAACAAGCGCGAGAACGUGCUGCUGGAGUUCGUGCGGGUGGUGGAGGCCAAGGAGCAGGUGGUGACCGGCACGCUGCACCACCUCACGCUCGAGGCCAUCGAGGCGGGCAGCAAGAAGGUCUACGAGGCCAAGGUCUGGGUCAAGCCCUGGCUCGACUUCAAGGAGCUCCAGGAGUUCCGCCACAAAGGGGACGCCACCGCCUUCACCAACGCCGACCUCGGCGCCAAGAUAGGUGGACAUGAGUCCAGUUGGCGCGAUGUCCCUGUACAUGAUCCUGUAGUCAAAGAUGCUGCAAAUCAUGCUGUGAAAUCAAUACAAGAGAGGUCAAACUCCUUGUUUCCGUAUGAACUUCUUGAGAUCAUUCGAGCAAAGGCAGAGGUUGUGGAAGGCUUUGUAAAAUUUGACAUUGUCAUGAAACUGAAGAGAGGUAGCAAGGAGGAGAAAAUCAAAGCCGAGGUCCAUAAGAAUCUGGAAGGGGCUUUCGUGCUGAACCAGCAUCAGCCGGCGGAGGAUGAUGAGUCGAGCAGCCAGUGAAUUUCUGACGUAACGAGACGUAAUACUUUGUAGUUUGUGUUCCAUAAUAAAGAGAGAAAAACGUCUUCACUCGAGAUAUCUUCUGGAUACCAUGUAUUCGACACUGGUGCUUGCUCCUAGCUGGUCAGGCAAACUGGUGUCCUCUCGUCCCUGUUUCUGCUACUGCGAUUCUAGGCAUCUGAAUUUGUAACUUUCAGAGCUAAUGGUGGGUAAUGAGACACCUUGUUAAUAUGAAAUCCUAUAUUGAAG